Uloborus diversus is the source of this 1775-nucleotide messenger RNA. RefSeq names its product hypoxia-inducible factor 1-alpha-like. Gene Ontology annotation, cellular component: cytoplasm; transcription regulator complex; aryl hydrocarbon receptor complex. The record is from RefSeq and is a predicted model, not a curated record. The transcript is spliced from 14 exons. Bases 660 to 1775 code for a protein of 371 amino acids. Gene Ontology annotation, molecular function: protein dimerization activity; RNA polymerase II cis-regulatory region sequence-specific DNA binding; DNA-binding transcription factor activity, RNA polymerase II-specific. Lineage: Eukaryota; Metazoa; Arthropoda; Arachnida; Araneae; Uloboridae. Gene Ontology annotation, biological process: regulation of transcription by RNA polymerase II.
GCAGGCGAUAUUUUUUGCUCUGAAGGACAGGUAUUCGUGUCAGUAUCGACUUCGAUAGCCGAAGUGUGUUUAAAUUUGUAGUGUUGUGGUGGUUGUAGUGUUAUUAUAGUAAUCGAUAUUUUUGCGGUUAUGUAAUGUGAGGUGAAAGCUUUCAGUUUUAAAAACCCGGCGUGGAAUAGCAGGAAAGUAAUUGCGAAUGUUCCGCUGCGAAUCAGCUGACUAGAAAGAAUAUCACCUUGCUACUUGUUGAUCUUGUUUUGGUUUUUAUCAGGAACUUGAAUAUCUCGCUGGUCGGAAAACAACAUUGUCUGUCAUGAGAAAUGUUUUUCCAUGUUCUGAUAGAGACAUUGCAAUGCAAAGUUAUCAACUGAGCUAUUAGAUGAAAAUUUACAAUCAAAGUAACCACUGCACCUUUUUCUGCAACUUCGGGUAGUCUCUCAAAUCACAUACAUUGGCUAAUUCUUCCCUAUAUGAUGUCUUCAAUCGUGGGUUCCUAUCCUAUUCACCACUCUUUUGAUGUGCUUUACCUUCCCUUAAAAAUGAAAGUAUGCUGGUUGGAAACUUUGAUAUCCUCGUCCCUUGAUGUUGCCGUUUCGUAAUGAUGUUACUCCCAUCAUUGGCUAGCGUGCAUCAAUAAAACUGCCACGUUGCAUCAGAAAAUGGCGGACGAGUGCAGCAGUCCGCAGAAUGAUGGCGGGGAAUUCUCUGGAUCCAAACUCAAAUCGUCCUCCUCUUCCUCCGUAGCCCCGUCUACCCGUCUGCAACGCAACCAGGCCGAGAAAAAGCGUCGGGAUCGACUCAACUCCUACAUCAGCGAACUGGCUAACAUCGUUCCCAUGGUGAACAGUGCCGACAAAACUCUGGACAAAGUCAGCAUCUUACGGCUCUCAGCCGCCUACCUCAGGCUCAACAAAAGUUGUCUUCAUCCGAAGCGAUUCAAAAGUAAAAUGGUAUCCUUGCCUUCCUUGGUUUUGCCACAUCUGGACCUCAUUGAAAAAAGCACUGGUGGUUUUGUUAUCGUAACAACGUUUACUGGAGUCAUAUUAUAUUGCUCAAAUUCCGUUCAUGAUUACCUCGGCUAUCAAAAUAUUGAUGUUAUUGGCAAUUCAAUUUAUUGUUAUGUACAUAAAGAUGAUUCAUCCCGUUUUGAAAGAAAAAUGAACAAUGUGAUUUCAUACCAAAAGAAAGGUAAAAAGCGUUCAAAAGUGUUUAAGGCUCAUGUGCAACAAAAACCGAUUCCACGUUCAAACGAUAUAAAAUUUCGAAAAAUGGUGUUUAAGUUAUCUGUUCAUGUGAAUGGACAUGCUGAAGGAGGAGGAGGUAGUGAAACUUCUGGUGAAAAAAAGAAAAAAAUAUGUCGGACAAAAGAUUUCGGUACCAAUGCUAUUGUCUUAAUGUUUGUUGAACCAAUAAAAAUUGAGCCAGAACCAGAUGCAAUAUUCAUAGAUUCUCACCAAGAAGGUUAUUUUACUAUGCAUGGUCUACGAGGAGAAAUUUUGUAUGCUGAUCAAAGGAUUACCACAAUUACUGGAUAUACAUCUACUGAUGUUAAAGGAAAAUCUGCAUAUGAAUAUAUAUUUAGUUCAGAUGUACCAAUUGCUUUGUUUGCUCAGAAAGACAUGUUUUCAAGUCAGAAUGGAACCGGGAUUAUAACGUAUCGAUUAAGAGUGAAAAAUUUGAGAUAUGUAUAUCUGCAGAGUAAAGGCCAGACUGUGUAUAAGCAAGAUACCAAAACACUUAGCCAUUUUGUUUGCUUCAAUAAGUUAUUAAGGUAA